Molecule: messenger RNA, 2304 nt
Organism: Blastocystis hominis
Lineage: Eukaryota; Bigyra; Opalinata; Blastocystidae
Exons: 2
Coding region: 1-2304 (767 amino acids)
Biological process (GO): ribosome-associated ubiquitin-dependent protein catabolic process; rescue of stalled cytosolic ribosome
Cellular component (GO): RQC complex
Molecular function (GO): tRNA binding; ribosomal large subunit binding; zinc ion binding
Source: RefSeq, a predicted model, not a curated record
AUGCGUAGAUCGCGGGAGGCGAUCAACAAGCGCGUGGAAACCAUCUCGGCGAAGCAAUCGGCGCGGAUCCGCGCGCUGGAGUCGGAGAUCGCGGCGUGUCGGCGGCGCAUCCGCGCGCUGCAGAGCUACCCGACGGUGGUGAACACGGCGAUCGUGGUGCUGAACCAGUAUCUCAGCCAGGGCGUGCAGUGGAGCGUGCUGCAGGAGCAGGUCAAGCUGCUCAAGCAGCGUCCGUAUAAUGUGUUCCACCAUAUCAAGCAGCUUGAUCUGGAACACAAUCGUGUCAAACUGGAGUUUGACGAUGACUUUGACGACGACGACGAUGACGACGACGACGAUGACAACUUGGAAGACGAAGAUGACAACUUGGAAGACGACGAUGACAACUUGGAAGGCGAAGCCAAGAUGGCGGCAGCCUCGUCUCGCUCAGAAUCACCGCACAAAAUCAACGUGGACGUGGAGCUGAGUCUGAACUGCAACCAGAACAUCUCCCUUCUCUUCUCUCAGAAGAAAGAUCUCCAAGACAAGCUCGACAAGACCGUCCAGGCCGCGCAGGCCGCCGUCGCCGAGGCCUCCAAGCAGCGCCAGACCGAGCUGCGCGUCGCCGAGGCCGCCCACCCCGCGGAAAUCGCGCGGCAGCGCGAGAAGCGGUGGUUCGAGAAGUUCGACUGGUGCGUCACCACCGACGGUUUCAUCGUGCUGGCGGGCAAGUCCGGCGAGCAGAACGAGAUCCUCGUGCGCCGCUACCUCCGUCCCGGCGACCUCUUCCUGCACGCCGACGUGCACGGCGCCGCCACCGUGGUGCUGCGCAACUACCGCGCCCCGGAAUUGCCCGGCGAAGCGGCGCUGCUGCAAGCGGCGGCGUUCGCGCUGUGCCACUCCUCGGCGUGGGACGCGCAGCUGCUCUGCAAGGUCUACUGGGUGCCCGCCAGGCAGGUCAGCAAGACCGCGCCCUCCGGGGAGUAUUUGCCCACCGGCUCCUUCAUGAUCCGCGGGAAAAAGAACUUUUUGGCGCCGUAUCGCAUGGAAAUGGGGCUCACGGUUCUAUUCGAAGUUCGCCCCGAGGACGUGCAGCGGCACUUCUAUGACCGAAAACCGCGGGAAAUGGAGGACGCGGACUGGGAGACGCUGGUGAAGCACGGAGUCCCGCGGGUGGACACGGCGGAAUCCGCGAACGACCCGGAAGUGUUCGACGAGGACGCGGAGGAUUACGUGAUCGAGGUCAUGGACAGCGUUUCGGCGCCGAAAACCGCGGGGAAGGCGGUGGUGCGUGGGCGUGUGGACGUGAAGAAUUCGAAGAAUUCGAAGAACGCGAAGAAUUCGAAGAAUUCGAAGAGCGAGGAGGCGAAGGGCGGGAAAAAGAGCCUGAAGGGAACCACGAAGAAAUCGCGCGCGCUGGCGGAGGAGCAGGCGGAAAUGGAGGCGUUAAUCGCGGAACAGACCGAGGAACCGCGGAAGAAGGAGAUGUCCCGCGGGGAAAAGAGGAAGAUGAAGAAGAUGAAGAAACACGCCGCGGUGGACGACGAGGAGCGAAGGUGGAAACGUGGAAACGGGGUAACAGGUAGAUUGAUGGACGUCCUCUAUGGACACACGACCGUGGAAACGCUUCUCGCAGAGGAUGCCAAGAAAACCGCGGAAAAGAAGAGUGGAAACGAAACUGCCAUUCAUCGUGGAAAUCAAAAUGAAACUCCCAUUAAUCAUGAAAAUGGAAAUGAAACGCCCUCUCUCUUGAAUGAAACGCCCGCUUCCACGGAGGCUGCGGCGAUUCUGCAGGAUUUGAUGGGUCUUUCGCUCGCCGCGGAGCCGGCGGCCGCUCCCGCGCUUCGCUGCUUCACGUGCGGCAGCAGUGAGCACGACCAGCGAAACUGCCCGGAGAGUUGGCGGGUAAUCGCGGGAAUCGAGGGCGUUCUCGAGGACCAGCCCGAAACCGCCAAAGACGCCGACGAAACUGGAGAAACUGGAGAAACUGGGGAAACGGAGGAAGCAACGCGGGAUACCGCGGAUUUCCUGCUGAACUGGACGUUCCGCUCGGUGGAGGGAGAUGGCAUCCUGCAUGCCGUUCCGAUGUGUGCGCCGUAUAGCGCGAUCGUGGAGAGUCCGUAUCGUGCGAAGCUGACACCCGGAAAAAUGAAGAAGGGAGCGAUGGCGAAGAGUGUUUUGGAGGGAUGGAUCAAGUCAGCGACGAAUGAGAUGGAGAAGAAGGCGUUAAAGCAGAUUCCGAUGCAAGACUUGAUCAGCGUGAUUAUCAAUAAUUCGAGAGUCGCAGUGUCGGGUGCAAAGGGGAAGAAAUGCAGUGUUUGUUGA